Molecule: messenger RNA, 542 nt
Organism: Owenia fusiformis
Lineage: Eukaryota; Metazoa; Annelida; Polychaeta; Sabellida; Oweniidae
Source: the annotation of a GenBank genome assembly
AGAAAGCGUUAAGAUAUCUAAUGGAUAUGGCACUUACCACAAACAAACAAAUGAAAGUGCUACUGAACAAAUCGUAUACUCUAAACAGAAGGACUACCCAACACAAUACAACGGACCCAUUACAGAAACAAACAUUGACCAAAAUGCACAACCAAAUGGAUAUCAUAAGUCCCAAAACGGAUAUCGCAAGCAAACAAAUGGAUAUUUGAAAAAGGGUGGCUCUCCUAUUCUGUCUGGUCGACCUGCAACUAGGUACUCAUUCUCUAAAAAUGAUACAGAUAUUGAAGACCCUGUGACGGCCAUUGAGCGUCAAAUGUCAAGUAGCCAAAAAGUUGACCAUCAUGCAAGCGUUGAUCCAAGGCCUGACAUUAAGUUAAUUAAUUACAAAAGACUAAGUGUGAAACAGUUGAUCCUAAGGCGUGGUCUUGUUUUGCUGAUGAAUGUGGUCAUUUUAGUCGCAGGAAUCUUUGUCAGGUUAAACGUAUCAAUUAACCACGUCCCUUCUCAAGAAGACUCAAAUGUCACACAGUUGUGUUACCCUG